This is a messenger RNA of Rana temporaria (common frog), 4092 nucleotides long. RefSeq names its product junctophilin 3 (gene JPH3). The transcript has 5 exons. Gene Ontology annotation, cellular component: plasma membrane; junctional membrane complex; endoplasmic reticulum membrane. Lineage: Eukaryota; Metazoa; Chordata; Amphibia; Anura; Ranidae. The record is from RefSeq and is a predicted model, not a curated record. Gene Ontology annotation, biological process: regulation of synaptic plasticity. The coding region runs from base 190 to 2463 and encodes 757 amino acids.
UCAUUGGCUGUGGCGGAGGGGGCGGUUUCUCCCGGACGGGUAGCUGCAUUGCUCCUCCCGCUCCUCCUCCGCUCUUCUCUCCCCCUCCUCCCCCCCUCCCCGGUCUGCUGGGGCGCCCGCCGGGGAUCUGAGCAUGCAGCAUCGGAGGGGCCCCUGAUCUCGGUGCAGUGGCCCCGGCCAGUUACAUGCAUGUCCAGUGGGGGCAGAUUUAAUUUCGAUGACGGGGGGUCGUACUGCGGAGGCUGGCAGGAUGGCAAGGCUCACGGGCACGGCAUCUGUACGGGUCCCAAGGGGCAGGGCGAGUACAGCGGCUCCUGGUCACACGGCUUCGAGGUGCUCGGGGUCUACACCUGGCCCAGCGGGAACACCUACCGGGGCACCUGGGCGCAGGGCAAGCGGCAUGGCAUCGGCCUGGAGAGCAAGGGCAAGUGGCUGUACCGGGGAGAGUGGACCAACGGCUUCAAGGGGCGCUACGGGGUACGGGAGUGUACCGGCACCGGGGCCAAGUACGAGGGCACCUGGACCAACGGGCUACAGGAUGGCUACGGCACCGAGACCUACUCCGAUGGAGGUACCUACCAAGGUCAGUGGGCCGCGGGAAUACGACAAGGGUUUGGAAUGCGCCAAAGCGUUCCCUAUGGGAUGGCUGCAGUUAUCAGAUCCCCUCUUAGGACCUCUAUAAACUCGCUCCGUAGCGAGCAUACCAAUGGCACGGCCAUGCACCCGGACGCCUCAUGUGGGGUGUCCGGCAGCCCCGCCGUCUCCAGGGGAGGGUUUGUGUUGAUGGCGCAUAGCGACGCGGAGAUGUUAAAGAACAAGAAGAAGGGCAUCUUCCGGAGGUCCAUCCUCAGCGGCCUGAAGUUGCGCAAGUCGGAGUCGAAGAGCUCAUUGGCCAGUCAGCGGAGCAAGCAAAGCUCGUUCCGCAGUGAGGCCGGCAUGAGCACUGUCAGCUCCACCGCCAGCGACAUCAACUCCACCAUCAGCCUGGGCGAAGGCGAGACGGAGCUGUCGGUCAUCGAGGACGACAUCGAUGCCACCACCACCGAGGCCUACAUGGGCGAGUGGAAACACGACAAGCGCUCUGGCUUUGGGGUGAGCCAGCGCUCAGAUGGGUUGAAGUACGAGGGGGAGUGGGCCAACAACAAGCGGCAUGGCUACGGCUGCAUGACCUUUCCGGACGGCACCAAGGAGGAGGGAAAGUACAAGCAGAAUGUCCUGGUGAGCGGAAAGAGGAAGAACCUGAUCCCGCUCCGGGCCAGCAAGAUCCGGGAGAAGGUGGACCGGGCCGUGGAGCAGGCCGAGAGGGCGAGCAACAUUGCCAAGCAGAAGUCGGAGAUUGCGGCGUCAAGGACGUCCCACUCCAGGGCCAAGGCUGAAGCGGCAGCUGCCGCAGCUCUGAAGGCGCAAGAAGAAGCUCAGAUCGCCAGGAUCGCUGCCAAAGAAUUUUCUCCAUCCUUCCAGCACCGGGAAAACGGGCUCAAAUGCCAGAGGCCAAAACACCAACACUCAAGUGACGACAUCGAAGUCAUCUCAGCAGAAACCCCACCGCAGCAAGACAGCCCGGAACUGUACCGGAAAGGGACCACUCCGUCUGACGUCACUCCAGAUGACAGUCCGACAAGGAGCCCGCUAUGCAGCCCACCCUCCACCCCUCCUCUGUCACAGCCAGCCCCCAAGUCUAGAAACAAGAGCGCCCACUUCUCCCGACAGCUGUCUGUGGAUGAGGACAGGGGAGGGGACAUCCAGAUGCUGCUGGAAAGCCGAGGCGGGGACUAUGUAAGACCCAACAGUUGGGGAGAAGUUGGCGGGGGUAGAGUGGGGAUAGGGCCGGGUAACCCGCUGGGACCUUGUUCCAUCCCAGAAGACCUGGUGAUGAAGAGCACUGGCCACAAGCACCAGGUCUCCAACCACAAGCCGAGGGAACGGUGGGCCGAUUCACCCACCACAGUAUCAUGGACUUCCCACCGGACCCACCACAACCACAGCCCAGGUGGUAACAAGCUGCUGGAGGUGGACGAGGAAAAGCUCAGCAACUACGAGAUGGAAAUGAAACCCCUGAAGAGGAUGGAUUCUUAUAUGCAAGAGAUACACACCCAAAAAAGACACUACGUCAAAGGCGGCCCGCGGAUUCCCGUCGAGGGCCACCACCUAGAGGACCGCACGUAUGGCGUUCAGAGACUGAGGUCCAAACCGCAGAACAAAGAGAACUUCCGGCCGGCAGCCCUGGCCGAGCCCACCGUGCAGAAACUGGAUACACUGCGGUUUGGGGAGAAGGGCGAGUCGCGGCUCCUGCGACGGGAUUUGACCCUUUCCCCGCCGCAGAAAUCUUUACCUGUUGCACUAGAAUCCGAUGAGGAAAGCCCAGUGGAGCUCAAACCCACGGGCUCCGCCCCCAUCCUGGUAGUCAUGGUUAUUUUGCUAAACAUCGGAGUUGCCAUUUUGUUUAUUCACUUUUUCAUUUGAUGGGACUGCUCCAACGUUUGCAAAAAAUAAAUAAAAAAAAAAGAUAAAUAAUAAAAUUUUCAAAAACUAAAAAAAAAAAAAAAAAAAAAUAUAUAUGUAAACUAAAAAUUCUAGAAGUCUGGACGCAGCUUAUAGAGCCAGGAAUGCAACUAUGGCUCCAUCAUCGGCUGAAUUUUUCUGAUUGAGCCUCUACGUUUUAAUAUCCAUUAUUUAAUUUUAAUUUUGUUUUUCUUCCAAAGGAACAAGAAUUAAGUUUAAAUCACAGUUUGCCUUUUCCCUCCCGUGGGUAACGUCAUUUAAUUUUUUUUUUUCUUUCUUUUUUUUUUUUUUUUUUGUUUGUUGGGUUUAUUCCUUCUUGCUUGUUUGGCAUGUGAGAAUGCAAAAAGAUAUUGACUUUUUUGGUUUUCUUUUUUUUUACCCUGGUCAGUCCUUUCCUGAAAGCUGCGUUGUACAUGUGAAAUGGGUUUUAACAGGAAAAAAAAAAAUAGAAAAAACAAAGAACAAGACACUUGGUUGACCCACUUAAUGGAUGAUGUUGCGAACCGUUCAUGGUCAGAGGUUACCCACACGACUGUUUAAUGGUCUUCGUUCUAGGCGGAUGCUAUGAAGAAUUUUUUUUUAUAUGUAGUGCCAUUGCUGAUUAAUAUUUUAAUACUUUUUUUCGAUUGUAGAAUUUUAUUUUAUUUUUUUACAGUUGGACUUUAGACAGUAGACAUUCACUAGAGUUCACAGCAAAUGGUUCUUCAUGAAGCCAGUUCUAUUAUUUUCCACUUUUUAUUGGACCCAAAUUCUAAAUCGUUUUUUUCCUCCAAAAAAAAAAAUAUUUGUAAAAAUUGCAUACAAAUUAUAUGUUUAUUUCCAGCCCAGAAAAAAAGUGUUGGCUGGACAGAGGAAAAAAAACAAAAAUAAGUACAGUGAAUUUAUCCCUUUUCUUUUUUUUUUAACGCUAAACAAAACUGGACAACUCAAAGGCAGAUAGUUCUUGAAGCUCCGAUUGUCAUCAACCAAGGGCCCACUUACACCUCUCAGUUCCGUCGUUCACAAUGGCGACCCAAGACACCUCGGACACAUGUCCAAAACAGAAAAAAAAAAAUGAUUGAAUACAAAAAUAAUUUGGAUAACGACCCAUUUGUGGUCUUGCAGAAUUACUUUUAGGAUGCACAUGUCCAGAAAGAAAAACAAAUAAUAAUAACGACCCAUUAGUGCCUUUGGAGAACUAUGGAAAAGGGUUUUUGUUUUCUUACUGAAUGUGGUCCAAUAAAAAGUGCACUUAAUAGAUAGUUCCCUAGCAAACAUUUUUAUGUUAAAUUGUAUUCACUUCACACAUCCAAUUUCUUUCUGAGGUACACAUACUUUUUUAAAUUUUAUUCACUUUCUAUAUACUGUUCAUCAAUAAAUUAGGCCCUACCAAAGCAUUUUAGAACACACAACCAAUCAGUCUGCAAUGGGAACUGAUGGCCUAGGUCUUAGGGCAUUGAAAGAGAAUUGAUGCCCCAAAUCUUAGGGCAUUGAUAGGAAAUUGAUGGCCUAGGUCUUAGGGCAUUGUUAGGGAACUGAUGGCCUAGAUCUUAGGGCAUUGAUAAAGGAUUGAUGGCUUAGGUCUUAGGGCAUUGAUAGCGAACUGAUGGC